AUGGUUGAUGCAGUAACUUCAAUGAAAUCGGUUAUCGAAGGAAAGCUAACCGAUUAUUUAUCAAAGUUUUUAGGCGAUGUGUUGGCAGUAGUAAAUACUAAACUUGACAUUAAAGUAAAUAAAGUUGACACUAUGAUUAUUCAUUCUGAUGGUUUAUUAGAAGAACUAGACAAAGUGAUAAAUACAUAUGGGAAUGAGACAUAUUCAUUCCCACCUGAAGAUUUAGAAAAACAAAUAAAAGGGGCAGCAGGAGCAUCGAUGGAUUCAGAAAAUUUUACAAGAUGA
Messenger RNA from Entrophospora candida, 285 nucleotides. The record is from the annotation of a GenBank genome assembly. Lineage: Eukaryota; Fungi; Glomeromycota; Glomeromycetes; Entrophosporales; Entrophosporaceae.